Messenger RNA from Rhagoletis pomonella (apple maggot), 2163 nucleotides. Its product is annotated as potassium channel subfamily K member 1-like. The record is from RefSeq and is a predicted model, not a curated record. The transcript is spliced from 5 exons. Gene Ontology annotation, molecular function: potassium ion leak channel activity. Gene Ontology annotation, biological process: stabilization of membrane potential; potassium ion transmembrane transport. The coding region runs from base 486 to 1982 and encodes 498 amino acids. Gene Ontology annotation, cellular component: membrane. Lineage: Eukaryota; Metazoa; Arthropoda; Insecta; Diptera; Tephritidae.
UCAAAUCUCUGAUUCCAGAAUUCAGUUGAUGAGUAAGCGACCGACGAGUGAGAUUAAUAAACCGCAAGUUAGACUUUAAUUUAAAAAUUAAAUUCAGAAAUGUAGUAGCAAACGAACAGCAACUAAAUAAAGUAUUGCCAUUGGUUUCACUAUUAGUGGACCUCUAAAAAUUUUUCAUAAAAAAGUGUACGUGCGUGUGAAAAAAGUAAAUCCACGUUGGUGUCAAAUUUCGUCGUUGUGAUUAUGCAUAACAUCAAUCUAAAUCGUGCCCGGUAGUAAUUUUUGUUGUCAUAGAGUACACAAGUAUUUAACCAUCUAUCUACACAUUUACUUACACCAAAUGCACACUUCAACACUUUUACGAGAAUAUCUAGUUAGCCAGAAAAAAAGGUUAAUAACGUGUCAAGACACUUAAGCACUGUUCAUAUUGGCAUGUCACGUGCCGCCACUCCUCACUAUUCAUUACUACCACAAGCGUAAAUGUAAUGAUGCCUUCGAAAGCUUUUCAUUUUCGACGCAAUGGCUACGAGGAUCUGGAUAAGUGCAAUCAAUCAUCAGAGGAAAGUCUACCUCGCUUAGCGUGCGUUGAGAGUCGAACCCAAGCGGCAGCCGUUACAGCGUUUGGUCAACGAAAUCAACCAAAGCAUCGCAUUUUCUCAAUUUCCGACACGACAUUAAAUCUUACGCCAGCGGCGACAUCUAACACCAAACACCAUCCAACACCUGCAAACAGCCUGACCCAACACAAAUCGUCGUCGUCGUCGCCGUCGCCGUCGCCACAUUGCGUCCUUCACAAUCAAUCAACGCAGAGUCUCAAUAAUGGUAUUAGCCUUGGUUCAAUUGUGCUGGUGCGUUCGCAUGGCACUUGCACCGUGCAAGACUGUGGCGGAGGCGCUGGGCAAAGUUGCUCCAGCUUUAACCUUGGAUACCAUCAUGUCACCAAGAAGCAAAGCAGCGUUGCCGCCGCCAAAAAGUGGGAAUGUGGGCGCAAGCAAAAUAUUCGUUUACUUUGCUUUACACUCUUUUAUUGUGUUUACUUAGCAAUUGGCAGUGUUUGCUUUCAAAUUGUGGAAACACCGGUCGAAGGGGAAUUGCGUGCUGCUGUGCGUUUGCUGCGCGCCAACUUCCUGCAAAAGUAUCCUCAAAUACCGGACGAAGAUCUCGAAGAGUUUCUCAAAGCUGUGAUUACGGCUAACGAUCGCGGCAUAUCACCGUUGCGCAAUGCCACAAAUGAAAUGAAUUGGAGCUUUGGGCAAGCAUUCUUCUUCUCCAGCACGGUGAUAACAACAAUCGGAUAUGGCCAUGUAACGCCACUUAGCCAAACAGGGAAAAUAUUUUGCAUAAUUUAUGCAGCCAUCGGCAUUCCACUCACGUUGGUGCUAUUGAGUGCUAUGGUGGAGCGCCUAUUAGUACCGGCCAGUUGGUUGUUGGGCAUUCUGAAUUCCAAAUUGGGUCAUCUCUAUCAGCCCUUCAAUAUACGGCUGCUGCAUCUAAGUGUUGUGGCCAUCAUUGUGAUUAUCCUAUUCUUCGCUAUACCAACGGCUAUCUUCGCUUACAUCGAACCAGCCUGGGGCGCUUUGGACUCAUUCUACUAUUGUUUCAUUUCGCUAACAACUAUUGGUUUGGGCGAUUAUAUACCCGGCGAUGGUGUUACUAUUGGCAAUCGUUCGAUGUAUAAAAUAUUCAUAAGCAUUUACUUAAUUUGUGGUCUCAUUGCAAUGAUGUUUGUGCUGACAAUCUUCUAUGAUAUACCGCAAUUAAAUCUUGGUCAACUCUUCACCGAGAGCACAAAUGGCGAAACGGAAAAAUUACGUUUGUCCAGCAAUAAUACAACUUGCUACUCCGGACCCUCUGGACUAUACAUGCCACAACGUGAUGAGGAUACUAGACGCGCGGUGGUACGUAUACGACCACAUGGUGACGAUUCGCCCAGCCCCGAUGAUGCGCCAUCCUCGCUAAAUAGCGAUAUGAGAGUGCCAUAGAUUGCAGAGCAAUAAGACAUACAUAUCUACAUAAGUAUGCGGAGAUAUAAAUGAAGCUGGUUUUAAAAAAGCGCCAACUAUGAAAAGGAAACAUUGUCACAUGUGGCGUUGUCUGACCCACUCACUAUAUAUCCUAGAAACAUUGAAAGAACAUUACAAAACUACUUAAAUAAAUCCAUAA